This is a messenger RNA of Dermacentor silvarum, 4102 nucleotides long. Its product is annotated as transient receptor potential cation channel subfamily M member 1-like. The transcript has 29 exons. The record is from RefSeq and is a predicted model, not a curated record. Gene Ontology annotation, molecular function: monoatomic cation channel activity. The coding region runs from base 1 to 4023 and encodes 1340 amino acids. Gene Ontology annotation, biological process: monoatomic cation transmembrane transport. Lineage: Eukaryota; Metazoa; Arthropoda; Arachnida; Ixodida; Ixodidae.
AUGUCGUCGUCGUUGCGUCACGCCUCCUUUGUGAUUCCACCUUCGUCAUCACUUUGCAGUCACGGAGGGAUCUAUAUACAUCGAAAAUCGGGAAGCCGUCCCGAGGAGAAUAGAUUCGACCUGAAUCCGGACCACACGCACUUCAUCAUAGUGAAGGACGACACGGUGAACAAGACCGGCUUGAACUACUUCAUGCUGAAGCUCGAGCAGCAGUUGUCGAUGACGCCAGACGAAGAUUGUGUGGUGAUGCCCCCGAGCAUGAGCACUGGGGGUCCUCCCCCGCCUCCCCCGUCGACGCUGUACUCGGCCGAGAUCCCCCUGAUAGCGCUCGUAUGCCAGGGUGGAACCGGCUGCAACAAGAUGGUCCUCGAGCACCUCAAGAAGCAGCUGCCCGUGCUGAUCAUACAGGGCAGCGGGGGAGUAGCCGACCUGCUAGCCCUCGCCUACAACGAGAUUGACAGGCGCGGGGCUACCCUUUGGGACCCUGAGUUCAUCGAGACCGUGUUAAAGCCCGAAAUAAGCUCGCGGAUUUGCCAGAUGUUCCCCAAGUUCAGAGACAACGCGCUCUCGAGGAACGUCUUCAAGGACAGAAUCAUCGAGUGCCUGCGUCUGGCGUGCCAGACUCAAGAACAAAUGUAUUUUACUGUGAUCAAUAUUCACCACCACCGUAACAACCUGAAGCAUCUCGACGACAUCCUGCUCAAAGCCGUGUUCAAGUCCCAAGUACGGCACCAUCAUGCUCAUCAAAUGAAGAAAGACUUGCUGCUGACAUUGGACUGGAACUGCCCGCACGUUGCCAUGACUAAGGUCUUCUCCAAGGACUUCGCUCAGCAGUACCAGAUCGACCGGGAAGAGUUCGAGUACGCUCUGCUGCGACCAAAGCGAGAAGAGUUUCUGCACAUCUUCUUGAACCGAGGCUUCCAAGUGAACAAAUACUUGUCACCCAAAAGGCUUCGGCAGCUCUUCUCGAAAAUUCAGCACGAGGAGUUCUUUCGUUCUGUUUGCUGGGAAGGAGCCCUCGGACACAGCAUGCUGUCUAAAAUUGGCAAGAACUUCAUCGAGGGUGACCUGAACUGGUUGAUAGAGACCACGACUGGGAUGCGCGACUUCAUUGACCCAGAUGAGCUGUCGAUGAACACCGCACUGGGAAUGUACAUCCAGGACGCGCCCUCGGCCGAGCGCAAGGCCCUCGUCAUUCUUUCCCUGUGGGCAGUUUUCACGAACCGGCGAAAGACGGCCGAGGUGCUGUGGAAGAACUGCGACCAGCCAAUCCACCUGGCCCUGCUUAUCUCCAUGACGUACGAGAAGCUCACCAUGUACGUCAACGAGGGCACCAUCAAACACGAGCUGCUCGACACCAGCAGGCAUUUCGCGGGGAUGGCUACCGGCGUGCUUAACCUGUGCUACCUGGACUCGACUUGCCGCGCCUACGACAUCCUGAGCGUGCACAGCUUGGACUGGAAGUACAAGACGGCCGUCGACAUUGCCGCUGAGGCCAAGAACCGCAAGUUCCUCUCGCACCCGUGCUGCCAGAAGUGGCUGACCAAUCAGUUCCUCGGUAGGAUCAACGUGCGCGACAUAACCUGGGGAUUCUUCAGCGUUCCGCUGUGGCUGAAGGUAAUUCUCUGCGCAUUCACAAUCUUGCCCAUGUACAUCUGGGUACGCUUCAAGAAUGACCCACACCAGAUGGAUUACGGCGAAGAUGAAGAAGGCGACAAAGACUACAGCUCCAAGAACGUCACAGAAGCGAAGUACGACAGAUACGACACCGGCGGCACCAUGGCCCAGGAAGGAAUAUUCAUACACCAGAAUCCUCCGAUCUACAGAAUGGUCUACGUCAUGUGGAAUGCCCCCAUCACCAAGUUUUGGGUGUACCAGAUAUUCUACAUCCUGUUUCUCGGGACACUGAGCAUUGCUGUUCUGUGGCCUUCCUGCGGAGACCAGACGCUGGACACGAUCAGCGUGGUGUGGAUUUUUCUCAUCGCCGUGGAGACGAUUGACCGCACUUACCGCUUGCAUCUCACGAACGCAAACGUUCCCUUGCUGUCGAAGUGCAUCGAGGUCUUCCUCAUCACGUUUUUCGGCGUCACGUACCUGUGCUCGCGGCUACUCAGGAUCGGGCUGUUCGAAGACCCUUACAACGGCAAAGUGCUCAUCUGCGUCGGACUGCUCUACUUCUACUACCGACAGACGCUCAUCUACCUGCCCAUAUCCCCGCAGCUUGGCCCGCUGCUUUACAUUGUGAAACUCAUGGUCUGUCGGGACUUCGCAAACUUCAUGCGCAUGGCACUGCUGGUGAUCAUAUGCGGAGGCAUCGUGGUGCACGCUGUUCUGUACCCCGACUACCCGAUCACGGUGGAGCUUUUCCGCAGAAUAUUCCACAAGGCCUGGUUUUCCCUCUGGCUGACCCCUAUCACUGACCUCGAAGGAGACAGCAAGUGCUUCCAGACACCUCCCCCAGAUCACACCAAGGGAUGUUUCGUCAGCAGAUACUCGGACGAGAGCUGCCCCAAUACAGGUCUGUGGCCCUACGUGUUCGCGGUGGUCUACUUCGUGCACCUCAAGCUGAUCCUUCUCACGGUCCUGGUGGCGCUCUUCUUUAACACGGCGGCAGAGGUGACACCGGAGGCGGACGUCAUCUGGAAGUUUCAGCGCUACGAGCUGGUGAUGGACUUCGCUAUGCGGCGCUGCUUACCUCCUCCGCUCAAUGCUAUUGCAUACGUCUGGUGCAUCUUGGCCGCACUUCUGAAGAUGUGCAGACGCGCCCUCAGGAGGAAUAAGCGACAUCAGCCUCUGCACACCUUGCCGAAAGACGUGAGCAAAGGCCAGAAGUUGUCGGAGAGGGACUACCAUUACUGGAGACAAAAGGCGCUGGAGUACAGCAACAACCUGGAUUCUGCCAACGAGAACACUUCCCAGAAGAUGUCCGACAACUUGACGUUGAUGUUGGAGGACGUGGACUAUCAACGCACCGUACUGGAUCAACUUCGUGGUCAAGUGGAGGAGGUCCAGCGCAAGAUGUCUCUGUCGCUUAUCUACCUGGAGACCCUCAAGCAGGCUUGUUCAAAUAAGGGAGACCCGAUGUCCCUGGGUACGUCCAUGCAGCAGCAGACGACGCUACACUACAUUUCGCGCCAGUCUCCGUACCCGGGCACAAAGAUACAGCGCUUCCCAGUGCCGGACAAGUUUGUUCCCUGGGAGGUGAUGUGGCUCGACUACGACCCGGUCGCUUACACGAGGCCCAGAUCUCAGUUCCCGACGCCGCUGCAGGUCUAUGUGGACGAGGAUAUCCUUAUGAUCACGACAAACGAAAACGCUCAAAGCAUGCCGUCGCUGAAGUGGAACUGCUUGUCUACGUCGCCUGGUGGCGUCAGCAUAGACCGACGGUCGUGGAUCGAAGAUGCUGACGGCACGAACAUCAUCUACAUUCUCGAGAACGAAGGAGUGCCGAGGAAUCCUGCUGGAAGGACUGGCCUAAAAGGAAAAGGCGCACUUCCGCGCUGGGGACCGAACCAUUAUGUUCUCUUCAUUAUUAGCAGGUACCAGAAGUCACGGUCGGCCUUAUCUCAAGGAAGAGGGAUGGAAAUAGCCCUCAUGAGGAUUUUCAGAACUGAUCAGUUUGUGCUGCCGGGGGAUUUUGUUCCUGGAGAACAAAAGUAUGACGGAGUCAUGCGGGUGUGCUUCAAGAUUCCCGAGGGCACGCCAAUGUCCACUGCGGAGCACGUCAAAGAAUUUUUCUCAGACUGCCUUCAGGAGCAACCUGACACGUCUGAUCUCAGCCAGGCGAUGGACUGCUCGAUUGCUCGCCGUGGCUACAUGGACGAUCCGAUGAACACGGAUAAUUGCUGGAGAGAAGUCGAGCUCUGGAAAGUGCAUUACGGCGGAAAGGAAACGCUGGGAGAGAAGUUCCAGCCCAAUGUUGUAUGGAGGCUCGUUACCGACGACCUGUUUCUCAAGUUGCCUUCUGGACACAGCAACCUUUUCAAUGAAGUGUGGAACUUUCAAGGCACGUUGACGAUGUGACAUCAUCUAAAAAUGCGAAGACGGCUAUGUUGGUCAUGGGCUGAAGGGGAGCGCUCUAGGAAUAAAAACAAUCUUGACC